Molecule: messenger RNA, 1295 nt
Organism: Arvicola amphibius (Eurasian water vole)
Lineage: Eukaryota; Metazoa; Chordata; Mammalia; Rodentia; Cricetidae
Gene: Vwa1
Product: von Willebrand factor A domain containing 1
Exons: 4
Coding region: 44-1291 (415 amino acids)
Molecular function (GO): protein binding
Source: RefSeq, a predicted model, not a curated record
GUUAGCUGCCAGCUGUGGUCAAGAGCCCGCCACUCCAUGCGCGAUGCUGUUCUGGACUGCGCUCAGCCUGGCUUUGAGUUUGCGGCUGGCACUGGCGCGGAGCGGCGUGGAGAGCAGUGCCACAGCAUCAGCCCCCCAGGGGGACCUGUUGUUCCUGUUGGACAGCUCAGCCAGCGUGUCACACUAUGAAUUCUCGAGAGUUCGGGAAUUCGUGGGGCAGCUGGUGUCUGCAAUGCCUUUUGGCCCUGGGGCUGUGCGUGCUAGCCUGGUGCAUGUGGGCAGUCGGCCGCACACAGAGUUUACUUUUGACCAGUACAGCUCAGGCCAGGCUGUACAGGAUGCCGUACGUGUUGCGUCCCAACGUAUGGGUGACACCAAUACAGGCUUGGCACUGGCUUAUGCCAAAGAGCAAUUGUUUGCCGAAGCAGCAGGUGCCCGGCUAGGGGUUCCCAAGGUCCUGGUGUGGGUGACGGAUGGAGGCUCCAGUGAUCCCGUGGGCCCCCCUAUGCAGGAUCUCAAGGACCUGGGUGUCACCGUCUUCAUCGUCAGCACUGGCCGGGGCAACCUGUUGGAGUUGUCAGCGGCUGCCUCAGCUCCUGCUGAGAAGCACCUACACUUUGUGGAUGUGGAUGACCUUCAUAUCAUUGCUCCAGGACUUCGGGACUCCAUCACUGAUGCGAUGCAGCCAGAGCAGCUUCGUGCCUCAGAGAUUCUGUCCAAUGGCUUCCGCCUGUCCUGGCCGCCCCUGCUGACUGCGGACUCUGGUUACUACGUGCUGGAGCUGGUGCCCAGUGACAAACUGUCAGCCGCAAGACGCCAACAGCUGCCAGGGAAUGCCACCAGCUGGAUCUGGACCGACCUCAAUCCAGACACGGAUUAUGAAGUAGCGCUGCUGCCCGAGUCCAACGUGCACCCUCUGCGGCCCCAGUACGUGCGAGUACGCACGCUGCAAGAGGAGGUCGGGCCGGAACGCAUCGUCAUCUCGCAUACCAGACCGCGCAGCCUCCGCGUAAGCUGGGCCCCCGCGCUCGGCCCGGACUCUGCUCUCGGCUACCAUAUCCAGCUCGGGCCUCUGCCAUGCGGCUCCCUGCAGCGCGUGGAGGUGCCGGCUGGCCACAACAGCACCACCAUCCAAGGCCUGACUCCCGACACCGUUUACCUGGUGACUGUGACUGCCGCCUUCCGCUCUGGCCGCGAGAGGGCGCUAUCCGCUAAGGCUUGUACGGCCUCGGGCGAGCGGACCCGCGCCCCGCAGUCGGUGCGGCCGGCGGCCAGACCGCCCGAGCCGUGAUCGG